Molecule: messenger RNA, 1531 nt
Organism: Leguminivora glycinivorella
Lineage: Eukaryota; Metazoa; Arthropoda; Insecta; Lepidoptera; Tortricidae
Exons: 11
Coding region: 156-1439 (427 amino acids)
Source: RefSeq, a predicted model, not a curated record
UGACCGGAGUGAACGGGACUGGCUACUCGCGCGCACACAAGUAGUUUUAUCCGCAAACCCCACCUUGACGCACGCGACGAUCGAACUGCCUUUGUUUAAAAAAAAAUUGUGUGUAUAUUGUGUUAAGUGAAUAGUGUUUGAAUCAAGAAGGCAAGAUGGCGUUCUCAAGAACAACAAUUUUGCUGCUGUCAAUAGCUUCACAAGUUUUAACGGCUCCCCAAUUCAUUACAUUCAAAGAUGGGAAAGUGGGAGUGAACUUCGGCGGUUACCACGCGGCAGCUGGCCUGGGAGGACUAUUAGGUAACGGUGGUGCUGGCGGGCUUUUUGCUGAAGCUGGCACUCCUCACGGGCAAGCGGCGGUCGCGGGGCUCGGCGGUGGAGCCAGCGAGGGUGGAAGUGGAGGUGGAUUAUUCGCGGGUGCUACCGCCGGUGGCAACGUGAAAGCGGCCGCGGGACUGGCCGGGGGCGCUGAUGCAGAGAGAUCUGGAGGCGUUGGUUUCGCUGGAGCCUCUGCGGGAAAUCGAAACGCUGCUGCGGGCUUGGGCGGUGAAUCCGGUGCUGCUGGAUCAUCAGGCUUUACCUACUCAAGCAGCAAGUCAUUCGGCCUGUCCGGAGCUGUGGAACAACCCGUCAAUCAAGUCGACAAAAAAGUGCACGCGGAAUACGAUUUCAACGCCGCGUCGCCCGUUGUACCUUUAACCAAUACCAUUGUAAAAUCCAAUACCAAAGUCAAGGAAGUACACGUUGAGCAGCCUCCAGUAGUAGUUGAGAAGCAUGUUUACCAUGAACAACCGGUGAUUGUAGAAAAGCGUAUCUACCACAAGAAGCCUCAUCGUUUUCAUAACAAGGUGUUCGUCCACGGAUACAUAGGUGGCGCUGCGGUGCCUCCUCCUGCGAUUGAGAAGAGGGUUGACGUUGGAGUAGACAACUAUGCCAGUGCUGCUGCUGAUGCCACUGCCCACGGCGGUCAACAAGUCUCCUACACCAAACAAGUCAAUUUCCAAAGGAAUCCACAAUUCUUUGCUGACAUAUUCAAUAUUCCAAUUUCAACUUUGAAAGCGGUGGGGAAUUUCCUGGGUAACACGGCCGGGAGUACCAGCGUGUCCGUACAAAAGUCCGCGUCGGUGCAAGGCGGCGCAGAGUCACCGAAGCAUGACGGUCUUUCAUCAGAUUCAUCUAAACAGACCCAAGUGUCCAUACAGACACCGGACGCAUCCAAAUUCAUUGACGAUAUCUUCGCUAUACCCAUAAACACGCUGGGCGCUGUCAACAAGUUCCUGGAAAACAAUGUUCCGGCUAGAAAAAAGGUUCAGGUAUCACAAGAGGGCGAUGAAGAACCGGCUAGAUUCAGAGGUGGUCGCCACGCCAGGAGGAGGGUUAAAACGGUGGUCAUAGAACAACCCCAGAAGAAUGCAACAAGUGAAGAAAAAGAGGAAUAAUGAAAUAAGACUACAAAAUGUACCUUAAGACGCUAAUACUUUAAAGUGUAUAUAAGUUAUUUAGUACGAUAAAUAAAUUCGUAGGUUUUUUA